Symphalangus syndactylus (siamang) is the source of this 9603-nucleotide messenger RNA. RefSeq names its product myosin X (gene MYO10). Gene Ontology annotation, cellular component: cytoskeleton; myosin complex; filopodium. The record is from RefSeq and is a predicted model, not a curated record. Gene Ontology annotation, biological process: regulation of cell shape; signal transduction; regulation of filopodium assembly. NCBI's taxonomy places the organism in Eukaryota, Metazoa, Chordata, Mammalia, Primates, Hylobatidae. Gene Ontology annotation, molecular function: ATP binding; plus-end directed microfilament motor activity; phosphatidylinositol-3,4,5-trisphosphate binding.
CCCCGCGGGCGCGCGUUCUCGGGAGUGGCGCCGUGACACGCAUGGUUUCCCCGGACCCGCGGCGGCGCUGACUUCCGCGAGUCGGAGCGGCACUCGGCGAGUCCGGGACUGCGCUGGAACAAUGGAUAACUUCUUCACCGAGGGAACACGGGUCUGGCUGAGAGAAAAUGGCCAGCAUUUUCCAAGUACUGUAAAUUCCUGUGCAGAAGGCAUCGUCGUCUUCCGGACAGACUAUGGUCAGGUAUUCACUUACAAGCAGAGCACAAUUACCCACCAGAAGGUGACUGCUAUGCACCCCACGAACGAGGGGGGUGUGGAUGACAUGGCGUCCUUGACAGAGCUCCAUGGCGGCUCCAUUAUGUAUAACUUAUUCCAGCGGUAUAAGAGAAAUCAAAUAUAUACCUACAUCGGCUCCAUCCUGGCCUCCGUGAACCCCUACCAGCCCAUCACCGGGCUGUAUGAGCCUGCCACCAUGGAACAGUACAGCCGGCGCCACCUGGGUGAGCUGCCCCCGCACAUCUUCGCCAUCGCCAACGAGUGCUACCGCUGCCUGUGGAAGCGCCACGACAACCAGUGCAUCCUCAUCAGUGGUGAAAGUGGGGCAGGUAAAACUGAAAGCACUAAAUUGAUCCUCAAGUUUCUGUCAGUCAUCAGUCAACAAUCUUUGGAAUUGUCCUUAAAGGAGAAGACAUCCUGUGUUGAACGAGCUAUUCUUGAAAGCAGCCCCAUCAUGGAAGCUUUCGGCAAUGCGAAGACCGUGUACAACAACAACUCUAGUCGCUUUGGGAAGUUUGUUCAGCUGAACAUCUGUCAGAAAGGAAAUAUUCAGGGCGGGAGAAUUGUAGAUUAUUUAUUAGAAAAAAACCGAGUAGUAAGGCAAAAUCCUGGGGAAAGGAAUUAUCACAUAUUUUAUGCACUGCUGGCAGGCCUGGAACAUGAAGAAAGAGAAGAAUUUUAUUUAUCUACACCAGAAAACUACCACUACUUGAAUCAGUCUGGAUGUGUAGAAGACAAGACAAUCAAUGACCAGGAAUCCUUUAGGGAAGUUACUACGGCAAUGGACGUGAUGCAGUUCAGCAAGGAGGAAGUUCGGGAAGUGUCAAGGCUGCUUGCUGGUAUACUGCAUCUUGGGAACAUAGAAUUUAUCACUGCUGGUGGGGCGCAGGUUUCCUUCAAAACAGCUCUGGGUAGAUCUGCAGAGUUACUUGGGCUGGACCCAACACAGCUCACAGAUGCUUUGACCCAGAGAUCAAUGUUCCUCAGGGGAGAAGAGAUCCUCACGCCUCUCAAUGUUCAACAGGCAGUAGACAGCAGGGACUCCCUGGCCAUGGCUCUGUAUGCGUGCUGCUUUGAGUGGGUAAUCAAGAAGAUCAACAGCAGGAUCAAGGGCAAUGAGGACUUCAAGUCUAUUGGCAUCCUCGACAUCUUUGGAUUUGAAAACUUCGAGGUUAAUCACUUUGAACAGUUCAAUAUAAACUAUGCAAAUGAGAAACUUCAGGAGUACUUCAACAAGCAUAUUUUUUCUUUAGAACAACUAGAAUAUAGCCGGGAAGGAUUAGUGUGGGAAGAUAUUGACUGGAUAGACAAUGGAGAAUGCCUGGACUUGAUUGAGAAGAAACUUGGCCUCCUAGCCCUUAUCAAUGAAGAAAGCCAUUUUCCUCAAGCCACAGACAGCACCUUAUUGGAGAAGCUACACAGUCAGCAUGCGAAUAACCACUUUUAUGUGAAGCCCAGAGUUGCAGUUAACAAUUUCGGAGUGAAGCACUAUGCUGGAGAGGUGCAAUAUGAUGUCCGAGGUAUCUUGGAGAAGAACAGAGAUACAUUUCGAGAUGACCUUCUCAAUUUGCUAAGGGAAAGCCGAUUUGACUUUAUCUACGAUCUUUUUGAACAUGUUUCAAGCCGCAACAACCAGGAUACCUUGAAAUGUGGAAGCAAACAUCGGCGGCCUACAGUCAGCUCACAGUUCAAGGACUCACUGCAUUCCUUAAUGGCAACACUAAGCUCCUCUAAUCCUUUCUUUGUUCGCUGUAUCAAGCCAAACAUGCAGAAGAUGCCAGACCAGUUUGACCAGGCGGUUGUGCUGAACCAGCUGCGGUACUCAGGGAUGCUGGAGACUGUGAGAAUCCGCAAAGCUGGGUAUGCGGUCCGAAGACCCUUUCAGGACUUUUACAAAAGGUAUAAAGUGCUGAUGAGGAAUCUGGCUCUGCCCGAGGACGUCCGAGGGAAGUGCACGAGCCUGCUGCAGCUCUAUGAUGCCUCCAACAGCGAGUGGCAGCUGGGGAAGACCAAGGUCUUUCUUCGAGAAUCCUUGGAACAGAAACUGGAGAAGCGGAGGGAAGAGGAAGUAACCCACGCAGCCAUGGUGAUUCGGGCCCAUGUCUUGGGCUUCUUGGCACGAAAACAAUACAGAAAGGUCCUUUAUUGUGUGGUGAUAAUACAGAAGAAUUACAGAGCAUUCCUUCUGAGGAGGAGAUUUUUGCACCUGAAAAAGGCAGCCAUAGUUUUCCAGAAGCAACUCAGAGGUCAGAUUGCUCGUAGAGUUUACAGACAAUUGCUGGCAGAGAAAAGGGAGCAAGAAGAAAAGAAGAAACAGGAAGAGGAAGAAAAGAAGAAACGGGAGGAAGAAGAAAGAGAAAGAGAGAGAGCGCGAAGAGAAGCCGAGCUCCGCGCACAGCAGGAAGAAGAAACGAGGAAGCAGCAAGAACUCGAAGCCUUGCAGAAGAGCCAGAAGGAAGCUGAACUGACCCGUGAACUGGAGAAACAGAAGGAAAACAAGCAGGUGGAAGAGAUCCUCCGUCUGGAGAAAGAAAUCGAAGACCUGCAGCGCAUGAAGGAGCAGCAGGAGCUGUCGCUGACUGAGGCUUCCCUGCAGAAGCUGCAGGAGCGGCGGGACCAGGAGCUCCGCAGGCUAGAGGAGGAAGCGUGCAGGGCGGCCCAGGAGUUCCUCGAGUCCCUCAAUUUCGACGAGAUCGACGAGUGUGUCCGGAAUAUCGAGCGGUCCCUGUCGGUGGGAAGUGAAUUUUCCAGCGAGCUGGCUGAGAGUGCAUGCGAGGAGAAGCCCAACUUCAACUUCAGCCAGCCCUACCCAGAGGAGGAGGUCGACGAGGGCUUCGAAGCCGACGACGACGCCUUCAAGGACUCCCCCAACCCCAGCGAGCACGGCCACUCAGACCAGCGAACGAGUGGCAUCCGGACCAGCGACGACUCUUCGGAGGAGGACCCAUACAUGAACGACACAGUGGUGCCCACCAGCCCCAGCGCGGACAGCACGGUGCUGCUCGCCCCAUCAGUGCAGGACUCUGGGAGCCUACACAACUCCUCAAGCGGCGAGUCCACCUACUGCAUGCCCCAAAACGCUGGGGACCUGCCCUCCCCAGACGGCGACUACGACUACGACCAGGAUGACUAUGAGGACGGUGCCAUCACUUCCGGCAGCAGCGUGACCUUCUCCAACUCCUACGGCAGCCAGUGGUCCCCCGACUACCGCUGCUCUGUGGGGACCUACAACAGCUCGGGUGCCUACCGGUUCAGCUCUGAGGGGGCACAGUCCUCGUUUGAAGAUAGUGAAGAGGACUUUGAUUCCAGGUUUGAUACAGACGAUGAGCUUUCGUACCGGCGUGACUCUGUAUACAGCUGUGUCACUCUGCCGUAUUUCCACAGCUUUCUGUACAUGAAAGGUGGCCUGAUGAACUCUUGGAAACGCCGCUGGUGCGUCCUCAAGGAUGAAACCUUCUUGUGGUUCCGCUCCAAGCAGGAGGCCCUCAAGCAAGGCUGGCUCCACAAAAAAGGUGGGGGCUCCUCCACGCUGUCCAGGAGAAAUUGGAAGAAGCGCUGGUUUGUCCUCCGCCAGUCCAAGCUGAUGUACUUUGAAAACGACAGCGAGGAGAAGCUCAAGGGCACCGUGGAAGUGCGAACGGCAAAAGAGAUCAUAGAUAACACCACCAAGGAGAAUGGGAUCGACAUCAUUAUGGUCGAUAGGACUUUCCACCUGAUUGCAGAGUCCCCAGAAGAUGCCAGCCAGUGGUUCAGCGUUCUGAGUCAGGUCCACGCGUCCACGGACCAGGAGAUCCAGGAGAUGCAUGAUGAGCAGGCAAACCCACAGAAUGCUGUGGGCACCUUGGAUGUGGGGCUGAUUGAUUCUGUGUGUGCCUCUGACAGCCCUGAUAGACCCAACUCGUUUGUGAUCAUCACGGCCAACCGGGUGCUGCACUGCAACGCCGACACGCCGGAGGAGAUGCACCACUGGAUAACCCUGCUGCAGAGGUCCAAAGGGGACACCAGAGUGGAGGGCCAGGAAUUCAUCGUGAGAGGAUGGUUGCACAAAGAGGUGAAGAACAGUCCAAAGAUGUCUUCACUGAAACUGAAGAAACGGUGGUUUGUCCUCACCCACAAUUCCCUGGAUUACUACAAGAGUUCAGAGAAGAACGCGCUGAAACUGGGGACCCUGGUCCUCAACAGCCUCUGCUCUGUCGUCCCCCCAGAUGAGAAGAUAUUCAAAGAGACAGGCUACUGGAACGUCACUGUGUACGGGCGCAAGCACUGUUACCGGCUCUACACCAAGCUGCUCAAUGAGGCCACCCGGUGGUCCAGUGCCAUUCAAAACGUGACUGACACCAAGGCCCCGAUCGACACCCCCACCCAGCAGCUGAUUCAAGACAUCAAGGAGAACUGCCUGAACUCGGAUGUGGUGGAACAGAUUUACAAGCGGAACCCGAUCCUUCGAUACACCCAUCACCCCUUGCACUCCCCGCUCCUGCCCCUUCCAUAUGGGGACAUAAAUCUCAACUUGCUCAAAGACAAAGGCUAUACCACCCUUCAGGAUGAGGCCAUCAAGAUAUUCAAUUCCCUGCAGCAACUGGAGUCCAUGUCUGACCCGAUUCCAAUAAUCCAGGGCAUCCUACAGACAGGGCAUGACCUGCGACCUCUACGGGACGAGCUGUACUGCCAGCUCAUCAAACAGACCAACAAAGUGCCCCACCCCGGCAGUGUGGGCAACCUGUACAGCUGGCAGAUCCUGACAUGCCUGAGCUGCACCUUCCUGCCGAGUCGAGGGAUUCUCAAGUAUCUCAAGUUCCAUCUGAAAAGGAUACGGGAACAGUUUCCAGGAACCGAGAUGGAAAAAUACGCUCUCUUCACUUACGAAUCUCUUAAGAAAACCAAAUGCCGAGAGUUUGUGCCUUCCCGAGAUGAAAUAGAAGCUCUGAUCCACAGGCAGGAAAUGACAUCCACGGUCUAUUGCCAUGGCGGAGGUUCCUGCAAGAUCACUAUCAACUCCCACACCACUGCUGGGGAGGUGGUGGAGAAGCUGAUCCGAGGCCUGGCCAUGGAGGACAGCAGGAACAUGUUUGCUUUGUUUGAAUACAACGGCCACGUCGACAAAGCCAUUGAAAGUCGAACCGUUGUAGCUGAUGUCUUAGCAAAGUUUGAAAAGCUGGCUGCCACAUCCGAGGUUGGGGACCUGCCGUGGAAAUUCUACUUCAAACUUUACUGCUUCCUGGACACAGACAACGUGCCAAAAGACAGUGUGGAAUUUGCAUUUAUGUUUGAACAGGCCCAUGAAGCGGUUAUCCAUGGCCACCAUCCGGCCCCGGAAGAAAACCUCCAGGUUCUUGCCGCCCUGCGACUCCAGUAUCUGCAGGGGGAUUAUACUCUGCACGCUGCCAUCCCACCUCUCGAAGAGGUUUAUUCCCUGCAGAGACUCAAGGCCCGCAUCAGCCAGUCAACCAAAACCUUCACCCCUUGUGAACGGCUGGAGAAGAGGCGGACGAGCUUCCUAGAGGGGACCCUGAGGCGGAGCUUCCGGACAGGAUCCGUGGUCCGGCAGAAGGUCGAGGAGGAGCAGAUGCUGGACAUGUGGAUUAAGGAAGAAGUCUCCUCUGCUCGAGCCAGUAUCAUUGACAAGUGGAAGAAAUUUCAGGGAAUGAACCAGGAACAGGCCAUGGCCAAGUACAUGGCCUUGAUCAAGGAGUGGCCUGGCUAUGGCUCAACGCUGUUUGAUGUGGAGUGCAAGGAAGGUGGCUUCCCUCAGGAACUCUGGUUGGGUGUCAGCGCGGACGCCGUCUCCGUCUACAAGCGUGGAGAGGGAAGGCCGCUGGAAGUCUUCCAGUAUGAACACAUCCUCUCCUUUGGGGCACCCCUGGCGAAUACGUACAAGAUCGUGGUCGAUGAGAGGGAGCUGCUCUUUGAAACCAGUGAGGUAGUGGAUGUGGCCAAGCUCAUGAAAGCCUACAUCAGCAUGAUCGUGAAGAAGCGCUACAGCACGACGCGCUCCGCCAGCAGCCAGGGCAGCUCCAGGUGAAGGCGGGACAGAGCCCACCUGGCUUUGCUACCUGAACGCACCACCCUCUGGCCUCGGCUGGCUCCAGUGUGCCAUGCCCAGCCGAAACACAGAGCUGCCCAGGCUUUCUGGAAGCUCCUGGUCUGAGGGAGGUGUCUCCGAGGAUCCUUUCGCCUGCCGACUUCAAUGAUCCUGUAUUGCUGUCAACUUUAAUAGUCUGCACAGUUUCCAAAGCUUUACUACUCUUAGAGGACACAUGCCUUAAAAAAGGAGGGGAGGAACCACGCUGCCACCAAAGCAGCCGGAAGUGCCUUAACUUGUGGAACCAACACUAAUCGACCCCAACUGUGCUACUGAAGGGAACUGCCUUCCCCCCUUCUGGGGGAGACUUACAGAGCGUGGAAGGGGGGGCAUUCUCUGUCAGUGAUGCACUAACCUCCCAACCUGAUUUCCCCGAAUCUGAGGGAAGGUGAGGGAGUGGGGAGGGGGAUAGAGAGCUGGAGGGGACAGUGUGUUUGAGCUGGAGUGCUGCGGGCAGCCUUUCUCAUGCAAUGACAUGAAUCAACUUUUUUGUUUCAUCUUUUAAGUGUACGUGCUUGCCUGUUCAUGCAUGUGUUCAUAAACUCAACACUUUAAUCAUGGUUUCAUGAGCAUUAAAAAGCAAAGGGAAAAAGGAUGUGCAAUGGUGUACACAGUCUGUAUAUUUUAAUAGUGCAGAGCUAUAGUCUCAAUUGUUACUUUAUAAGGUGGUUUUAUUAACAAACCCGAAUCCUGGAUUUUCCUGUCCUUCCUGUAUUUUGAAAAACUUGUGCUGACUCCAUUUUGUCUUACAUGUAGCAAAGUCUGCAAUCUGUAUCUGCUGUAUUAUAAACAGAUAAGCAGCCUACAAGAUAACUGUAUUUAUAAACCACUCUCCAACAGCUGGCUCCAGUGCUGGUUUUAGAACAAGAAUGAAGUCAUUCUGGAGUCUUUCAUGUCUAAAAGAUUUAAGUUAAAAAGUGUUACUUGGAAGGUUAGCUUGUAUCAUUCUGGAUAGAUGACAGGCAUAACCAUGUUGACUAUGGGGAACAGACGCUGCAUUCCAGACGCGUCUUAACAAACACUUGAGUGAAUCUUUAAAGGACCCUGACAUUAAAUGCUGAGGCUUUAGUAAAAUGCACACAUAUUUUAUCCCGAGUUUAUAAUGGUGGUCUGAACAAGGCACCUGUAAAUAAAUCAGCAUUUAUGACCAGAAGAAAAAUAAUCUGGUCUUGGACUUUUUAUUUUUAUAUGGAAAAGUUUUAAGGACUUGGGCCAACUAAGUCUACCCACACACAAAAAGAAAUUUGCCUUGUCCCUUGGUGUACAACCAUGCAAAACAGUUUGUUGGCUCACAGAAGUUCUGACAAUAAAAGAUACUAGCUAACACGCCGUGUGUUUCCUUUAUCAGAGGAGGCUCUAAAAACCAUGGAGGGGAGGCUUGAUUUUUGUUUUGGCUUUUUGGUGGGUUUUCUUUCUUUAGAGACAGAGUCUCACUCUUACCCAGGCUGGAGUACAGUGGCGUGCUCUCGGCUCACUGCAGCCUCUGCCUCCUGGGUUCUAGCAAUUCUCCUGCCUCAGCCUCCCAAGGAAUUGGGAGUACAGGCAGGCACCACCACGCCUGGCUAGGUUUUGUAUUUUUAGUAGAGAUGGGGUUUCACCAUGUUGGCCAGGCUGGUCUCGAUCCACCUGCCUCAGCCUCCCUAAGUGCUGGGAUUACAGGUGUGAGCUACCGCACCCGGCCGGCUUUUUGGUGUUAAUGCUAUGGUUUCAGUGUCUGGGCUUUGUGUUUGUUUCAUGGACUUGCUCAUCAGGUCUAAACACAGAUCUGCAGCUGUCUCCACUGCUCUCGUAGACACUGAGUGUGACUUCAAGAAAGCCAAGAAGGCAAAAGAAGGGACUGGUAAAUAAAGUCACACACAGCUGAGGACUUGAAAUGUGUUUAUGUCAGACAGUCUCCUAUGUCAGCCCCAAAGUGUGCCUGAUCUUGCAACCCCGGAUCCUAGAACCUGCCUGCACCUCCCUGUGGAGUAGAACACACAGGUAGGCAGUUUGGUUGCAAAUGUACCCAAACCACCAAGCCAGGCGUCUAGCAUGAGCAAGCGCCACUUCUCUUGCAGACCACUGACGCCCGCCUCUGCUCGUGCUCACGAAUGGCUUCCCAUUCGGCAGGGAUUGGGAUGGAACCUGAAGCCUGUGGCCCCGCCAGGGACCCAGGGAAAGCCGGCAAAGACUUGGAUGUGUGUUGUCUUUAUUUUAGGCCCAGAGAGAAUUUGACAGAAAUCUUCUUUCUACUGCUGACCUCUCAGGAUUCCCUCUGUGACUUAAUUUACUCUGGAAGGUUGUCCCCCACCCUCAAUUAUAGAUGGGGAAAUAGGCAAGGAAAGGCAUGACUCAGAUAAGGGGUUAGAGCAGCACCAUAGUUAGAACAUAGAUUUACAUGUGAGCCUUUAUGUGGCAUACUUGUGGUUUUGUUUUAGCCUUUUAUUUAGAAAUAAUUACAGACUCAGAGAAAGUUGCAACAGAACGUACAGGGAGGCCUGCGUGCCCUUUACUCAGUUUCCCCAGUGGUAACAUCCCCCAUCACUGUAGAGCAGCAUUACAGCUGACAAAGUACCUUCGAGCUUCCCCUAGCCACAGAACCUAUUCCAAUUUUACCGCUUUUACAUGCACUCAUUGGUAGUUUGAACAAGGUCAGUGAAGUGCAGUCGUCCCUUGGUAUCCAAGGGAGAUGGGUUCCAGGACCCCCCCCGCCAAGGAUACAAAAUUCACAGAUGCUCAAGUCCCUGCUAUACAGUGGUGUAGUAUUUGCAUAGAACCUGCACACAUCUUUCCUUACCCUUUAAAUCAUCUCCAAGUUACUGAUACCUAGCACAAUGUAAAUGCUGCAUAAAUAGUUGUUACACUGUGUGUGUGUUUUAAACAUCGUUUUGUUUAUUUGAGACAGGGUCUCGCUCUGUCACCAGGCUAGAGUGCAGAGGCACAGUCACAGCUCAUUGCAGCCUCAACUUCCUGGGCUCAAGCAAUCCUCCCACCUCAGCCUCCCAAAGUGCUAGAAUGACAGGUGUGAGCCACUGUGCCCCACCAAAAAAAAAAGUUUUUUCAUUUUCUAUCUGUGGUUGGAUUCAGACCACAUGAACACUGAGGGCUGACUGUAGUUUUGAAUGUCUCUGUUACUGAGGAAGGCAUCAGCAUAAAGUAUUUUAUCACUUCAGAUGCUGACAAUCUAGUAUUUUUAAUUUUUAAUUCUUUUGAAAGCUAAUACUAUAGGUGAUUUGUAAAAAAAAAAAAAAAAUACUAGAAGUAAA